CAUUUGUUUUCAUUUAAAUGAAUUAAGAAAUGAUUUUGAAUUUAUUGAAAUACAAACAUGUUUUACGACAAACAAUUGAAGGCAUUAAUUGUCUUAAAUGUUGGAUCAGAUGCAACACAAACUCAAUACACAGUCAUUUGAUUGGCAAACAGUUUGAUGACUUAAGUGUCGACACAUUCACUGAAUUGAUUACCAGCGAUGACAUCAAAGACAAGAUUGAGAUAAUAUUAAAUGAAUACGAAUAUGAAAAGUAUACGACUCUUCGGGUGCCUACAACCAUCACCAUCGAUGCAAUGAAAGAUCUCAUUGCCAUCAACGACAUCAUCGAUAGGAAAAAAAUGAUUAAGUUUUUGUUUACCAAAGAAUUACAGAAAAAUAAGUCGAAAAAUAAGCGAAAAGAAUUAUCACUGAAGUAUUGGCAAAUCAAAGAUGAGACCUACAAGAAGAUUAGCUCUGAAAGGACUGGCAUUUGGGAUAAUAAUCAACAAUUAAUAUAUGGUUUAUGGCAUAACACACUCUUUAGCAAAGUUAUGAAGUCUUCAAUCUCUCGGAUGCAAAACCAUCGAUUAAGAAGAGCCGCAAUGUUUGGUCAAAAACUGAUCAUUGAUUUAGCUUUUGAUGAUUACAUGAAAUUACAUGAAAUACGGCUUUUGUUGAAACAAUUAUCAAUUAUAUAUCAUUACAACAAAUAUGAAACUCAAGAGCCGUUUGAUUUGCAUUUCACUAAUUGUGAUCCAAAUUCUGUUGUCGUAAAAGAGAUGUCGAGAUUCUUCCAGAAUUACAAUUCUCCUAAUUUUUUGGCUUCAAUUCAUUCUCAGUCUUAUUUAGACUUAUUUCCAAAACAACAAUUAGUUUAUCUGAGUCCACACUCGAGGAAUGUGUUGAAUACGUUUAACAUCAAUGAUAUCUAUAUAAUCGGUGGUCUUAUUGACAAAACAUCUCGAGGACCUCUCACGUCCAUCAAAGCACACAAAGAUACCAUUCGUACGGCUCGUCUUCCAUUAGACGAACACAUAAUCUGGAAGAUGGGAUCAAAGUCAUUGUGUCUCAACCAUAUUGUUGCCAUUCUUCACGACAUUAAAAUGACUGGUGACUGGAGAACUACUUUGAAGAAUAAUGUACCACAAAGAAAGCAAAAGGAUGUCAAUGAAAUUGAAUUUGAAGAUACAUUAAGGAUACAAAAAUAUAAAAGAUUUCAAAGACAAAACAACUAUUGA
This is a messenger RNA of Oppia nitens, 1217 nucleotides long. RefSeq names its product mitochondrial ribonuclease P protein 1 homolog. The coding region runs from base 30 to 1217 and encodes 395 amino acids. Gene Ontology annotation, molecular function: tRNA binding. Gene Ontology annotation, cellular component: nucleoplasm; mitochondrion; nucleus. Gene Ontology annotation, biological process: mitochondrial tRNA 5'-end processing; positive regulation of mitochondrial translation. Lineage: Eukaryota; Metazoa; Arthropoda; Arachnida; Sarcoptiformes; Oppiidae. The transcript has a single exon. The record is from RefSeq and is a predicted model, not a curated record.